Serpula lacrymans var. lacrymans S7.9 is the source of this 2103-nucleotide messenger RNA. RefSeq lists its product as uncharacterized. Gene Ontology annotation, cellular component: nucleus. The transcript is spliced from 6 exons. Bases 1 to 2103 code for a protein of 700 amino acids. Lineage: Eukaryota; Fungi; Basidiomycota; Agaricomycetes; Boletales; Serpulaceae. The record is from RefSeq and is a predicted model, not a curated record. Gene Ontology annotation, molecular function: DNA binding.
AUGGCCAACCCCAUGUGUCCCAAGAAGCUUCGGUCGUGUGUGCGUGAUAUCUCGGGAAAAAUCCCUGGAAAACAUUGGCACUACAGGUUCAUUAGCCGCAAUCCAUCACUUGUUCUCCGAAAGCCGCAGAAACUGGACCCGAAGAGAGCGAAGAACUUCAACCGGACAGUAGUGGCUGACUACUUUGCACAGCGAAAACAGUUGAAUGAUAUGUAUGGUGGGAUUCCUCCGGAACAUGACUGGAACAUGGACGAGAAGGGGAUUCAAAUGGGAGGAGGCAGGAAAGGAGACGGGACAAAGUACUUUUAUAAUAGGAAGCAGAAGGGAUCAUACCGCAUCUCGGACGACAAUUUGGAGCUUGUUACGGUGAUAGAGUGCAUUAGUGCUGCUGGAGUGUUGAUGAAGCCUGGUUUCGUGUUGAAGGAGGGGCCACUGCCUGAUUUAAGUGACGUCGAGGGCAUAGGAAGUAUAUCCCGUACAAAAACUGGCUGGACAAACCGUGGAAUAUGUGAGGAGUGGUUCAACAAGACAUUUAUCCCUGAGUCCCGAGCUUGCCGCAUUGAUGACAGGCCGGUCGUUCUUACUUUGGAUGGCCAUGACUCGCAUGAGCAACCUGUCCUUCAAGCUCUAGCUUAUGAACACAGCAUCAUUAUCUAUUGCCUCCCAUCAAAAACCACUCAUAAAUUACAGCCACUUGAUGUUGUCGUGUUUGCCCCAGUUGGAAGGAGUUGGAGUUCGCACGCAAGCCGCCUUGCAAUAGAAGGCAUCAAAAUUGAUCGUUACAACAUUGUUCCAGAGUAUCUUUCUAUCCGUCAUAUUAUUACACCAGAACUCAUCCGCACGGCCUUCAAGGAGACUGGUAUCUAUCCGUUCAACCCGAAUGUCUUCACGGAGGGGGACUUUGCGCCAAGCCAAGUAACGUCCACAUCUGCUCACUUCCCUGAUAGUUAUCCAAGUGACGUUGACACAAGCGACGAGUCUUUCCAUACGAGCGACGGACUGCUUGGUUUGACAACGCUCCCUGGCCCGACAGUUGAAUUGGACGGAUACCACGACCAAGAACCCUCUCAGGAGUAUAGAGAGAACAACGAUGAACAGGAAGACUCGUCUUCCUCUUCCUCCCCCACACGGGAGGGUUCAACACUUCCGCCUGAGCUCUUUUCCUGGCCGCGUUUCUCCAAUACUCCACCACCAUCUCCUUUGCAGAUGUCUUUGCCGCCACUCCCUCCUGCUGAUCCUUUCGUCAAUAGCGCCUCUCGAUCACAAACUGGCAGUGCCCCAUCUCCUUCUCCAUCACAGCUUGGGCUUGAUGUCUUUCCAUCUCCUACACCAUCUGACCGUGUGCGCACAAAAGCCACCUUUGCUCAAAGAAGGUGCAGCGGAUACAUGACUAGGUCUUCAUCUGCGCAGUCUCUGAAAGUGACGUUAGCACAGCUCAAGGCUGAAAGGGAUGCAGCCAAUGCACAUUGUACGCUUGCUCGACGUGAUGCGGAAGACAUACGGAAGCGCUCAGGAAACCAUAGGAAGCCUCGACGAGGCACCACGAAACCGACUGCCCAGUUUCUCACUCAUCCUGAAUUAAAGGCCGUGUUCGAACAGCAGGAGAUCGAGCGGAAGGAGAAAGCCCGCAUAGACACAGAAAAGGAGGCAAGUAAGCAGCAAGAAGACACCGCUCGUAACACACGAAUAACAAUAGAGACUGUGAUGAAAGUCUUUGACAGAUCUUUUGCGUCUUACAAGCGCAAGGAGGACCUCAUUGUCAUAGCCGGUGCUCUUGGUUUACCGAUUGAUGGGACAGUCAAAGCCCUCAUUGAAAGGAUCAAGUCUCACCUUCAAGGACAUAAGGAGUUAGCAGAUAACCCCCAGUUUGCUGGCCUUUUUGGCCGUCGUAUUCAGGCCCCUGAGGGUUCUAGUCACUCCGGACAAUCAUCCCAAUCACCCUUAUAUUCUAGUGUCAACUCAUCUACUGCGUUUUCCCCCCAUACUCCUGGGCCCUCAUAUAACUUCAAUAUCUCUGAGCGUGUUUUACCUCCCCCAACUGAUGAAAAUGGUGUGACAAUUACAUAUUAUAAUGAGUUGGGUCAACCGUACUAUGUUUUGUAG